Messenger RNA from Naumovozyma dairenensis CBS 421, 978 nucleotides. RefSeq names its product Csa1p (gene CSA1). The coding region runs from base 1 to 978 and encodes 325 amino acids. Lineage: Eukaryota; Fungi; Ascomycota; Saccharomycetes; Saccharomycetales; Saccharomycetaceae. The transcript has a single exon. The record is from RefSeq and is a predicted model, not a curated record.
AUGGUGUUCAAUUCAAUCAAACAAUAUCUGGGUUUUGAUAUAAGGUCUGGUAAGGGAAGUCAAGAUUUACAAGCAGAGAAUGCUGUUACAACAUUGAGAAGGAAGAAGACUAGGACAAGGGACGGUAAGAGACAAAAGGGGUAUAGAGGUAACCAUAAAAGACAUACACGAGGAACCGAUAACCACCAUCAUGGUACAGUGUUUGAUUACAUGAAAUCAUUUUUCGUGAAUGAUGUCAAGACAAGAACAGAUACUCAUACACAACGACCAUUCACUAGAAGGGAUCUCUUGAAUAGUGCGAAACGUGAAAGAAAAAGAGAAAAAUUGAAAAGAAAGAGGCAAUUGCUUAAGGAACGGGUCCUAAGAGAGGAAGCAUUAAAAAGAGAAAGACUUCAUCAUCAAGAAGAAGUGAAGGUUUCUCCCACGGAUGAAGGUGACAAGGCAAAUGAAGAUGACGAGGUAGAAGUGGGAGAUAUUACUAUGGAACGUAUUGAAAUAGAUCAGAACACUAAUCAUAUUGAUAAUAAUAGUAAUGGUGACGAUGAUAGCAUGAGCAGUGCUGCUGCUGCAUCUAGAGCCAUGUCCAAACGGUACUCCAGCUCACCCAUCAACCGUCGUAAUAUCGAUGAUAAAGAUGAACAAUUACGAAGACUUGAGAGACAAGUGGAGAAGAUGGGUAGUAGAAUUAAUGGUCUAGUACGUGAUUUGAAAUUCGCUCAAGAACGCAACGCCCUUUAUCAAACUUUACUUGAUGAAUCCAAUAUCGACGGUGGAUAUGUGAAAUCUCGUCGAGACAUGAAGAACAUUGAAAAGGACAAUAUUAAGCCCCAAAUGCAGGAUCAACAAUUGCUAUUAUCACCCAGAAGGGCUCUGAAUCCAUUAGUGACCUCUAGUCCCCUCCGUCAACAACCGAAUUGCCCACCACCACCUCCAAAGGAAAUACCCUCCACAGAAACGUUACCGAGACCCUCCCUAUAA